AUGAGUGUGGUCGGCACGAGCCAGUACAUGGCGCCGGAGGUGAUUGAGGGGAGGAGGUAUGAUGGCCGGUGUGACUGGUGGAGUGUGGGGAUUAUCUUAUAUGAGUGUUUGUAUGGGCACACGCCGUUCCUCUCGGAUGAGGGACGCCAGCAGACGAAGAUCAAUAUUCUGCGCCAUCGGGAGACAUUUGGGUUUCCGGUUCAUCCGACUGUGUCCCAUCGUUGCCGUCAUUUGAUGGCGAGCCUGAUCACGGAUAAAGAGAACAGGUUGUGCUCGAAGAGGUAUCGCAUGAAGGAUUUGGUUAUGGGGACUGAGGCGUCGUCUUCGUCGGCUGCGUCGUAUUAUGCGGGCAGUGGCAGCUACACCACCACCAGCAGCAGUCGGCUUGCGACGGGGCAUGGGUUAAGGGACUUUGCCGGACGGUUUGUGUUUCCUUACGAUGCAGAGGAUAUUAAGGCGCAUAAGUGGUUCAGGAGUGUUCCCUGGGAGAGGCUGCAUGAGGUGGAUCCACCGUUGGUGCCGAGGUUGAGUUCGGAAACGGAUACACGGUAUUUUGACGAUGGCGGUGGGGAGAUCAGUGAGGAGGAGGAGAGUUGUGAGAGUGAGGAUGAGGGGCAGGAGGGGGUAAAGGGGUGGGAGCAACAGGCAGGAUGGGGCCAGCCUCUUGUGGGUGUAGCUCAACAGCAGCAGCAGAAUCAAAUGCUCGAUACGCCGAGGCACGAUAUUCCCCCUGUCCCGACGAAACAACCUCCUCCUAUCCCGCUGAUCGAGACUCUCUCUCCCUCACCACUGGGUGCAGCACCCAUCGUCUUACCGAGUCCGACGCUGGAGCAACAGGCUUUCCUUCGUCCACUACGCCGUCCUUUGCAGGAGCUUGCCCUAGCGACCCUGCCGCAUCCUGCACAUGCCCAUGACCCAAAUGCAGCAGUUUUGGUUGGCCAGCUUCGUGCCGCCAUCCUCAAUGGGACUGUUGACCACCUACUGAGGGUUAUUGGAGCACAGGAGCUGGUGCCGCCAACUAAUCUGGUGGAGAGGAGGCUAUUGAGUGACUUCGUGAGGCGAUACGCGCUAGUAGGACCAAUACCAAACGGCUUUAACAACUGGGAACAGCAACAGCAGCAGCAGCAGCUACAACAGCCCCAAGAAGAGAAGGAGAAAAAAAAGGAAAAGGAGAAGAAACGGCCCCGGGAUAGAUUGUUGCGGGAUCCGCGAACCAGAAAAGUUGCAAUGGACGUCAGACGACGGACAGCCUUCAUGGGAUAUGAGUGGCGGCGAGCCGGGACGGCGCAUUGUACGCUGAGGAAUCUGACGCCACCGACGGCGAUGAGGUUGGCCAACGUUGCUGCUGCUGGUGGUGGCGUUGGGACAGGUAUGAGGGCGGUAAGUUGUUCCGGGGCAAUUCAGUCAAGGCCUUAUCCGCCUGCACCGUAUCCAAGUGCUUCUAGGGUUACCACUCCUCCUGGUGCGCCGACGACAACGGCGGGGGAGAGUUGGUGGGGUGGGCGUGAGGUCAAGUUUGGGAAUGGGAAAUUGGACCUUGACCAGACAACGAGAAAGAAGGAUGAGGAUGGGAUGGGCAAGGUCAGAGAGAAUGAAGGUGGUUCGCCAUAUCUGCAUGCCCAUCCUCAUCCAAACCCGUUCCAAUCUCUUCAACCUGGGCAGCAACAGCAGCAGCAACAGCAACAGCAACAGCAACAACAACAACAUCUUCAAGCACAAGCGCUGCCAAUGGGCUUCCCACCUGCUCCUCUUGCUUCGACUGGUCCUGGGAUGGAAAGCAAAGCUGACACUACGACAGGUUGGCAGUUAGGAACGCAGCCAACAGGCUUUCGUCCGCAGGUUCAGGGUGGUGGUCCUCCUAACGGCUUCCAGGGUUGGAGGGAUGACGUAGCUGUUGUUGAGGCACUGCACAGAGGACCGUGGAGUCUGGCUUGA
Thermochaetoides thermophila DSM 1495 is the source of this 1935-nucleotide messenger RNA. RefSeq lists its product as uncharacterized. The transcript has a single exon. The coding region runs from base 1 to 1935 and encodes 644 amino acids. Gene Ontology annotation, biological process: peptidyl-threonine phosphorylation; actomyosin structure organization. Gene Ontology annotation, molecular function: protein serine/threonine kinase activity; ATP binding. Gene Ontology annotation, cellular component: cytoskeleton; cytoplasm. NCBI's taxonomy places the organism in Eukaryota, Fungi, Ascomycota, Sordariomycetes, Sordariales, Chaetomiaceae. The record is from RefSeq and is a predicted model, not a curated record.